UCUCAGAAGAAAACCAUAGAAAUUAGCCCCCUACCCCUACCCCUCGAGAAAGAAAGCCCUAGGGUGCUGGUUAUUUCUGUGAUUAUUUUCUCUUCUUCAAGUUCGAGAAAAGGCCAUUGCCAAUCCCUCGACAAAGAAAAGCACAAAUCAGUACUGAAAAACAAGAUUUGAUUUGAUUAACAAGAUUUUGAUUAAAGUAUCAGAAAUUAUCGAUAUUUUCGCAAAGGAUUGGUCGGAAUAAUCAAGACUCUGCCAUCGUUUACAGCAAAACGAUCAAAAGUUACAAAAUACUCUAUGCAAUGCAAAUCAUGGCGUCUUGUGAGCUACCAAAAUCAUCCAAAUACCAAAGAUUACUUCAACAGUAUUUCAGCGAUCAAAAAAGAGAGGCGAAGGCAGAGAAAACAUAAAAACUGGUGGAUACUGCAUCCAUUCAGUGCCCUAAGAUUUGUCUGGGAGACAGUCAUGACAUUCAUCUACGGGAUUUCAUUCUUGACGAUUCCUUUUAUGACGAGUUUUGUCGUUUUUGAUUAUGAUGCUGUGAGACUUGACAACAUCAACAUAUUUAUUUACGUCUUUUUUUGGAUAAAUAUUGUGGUGAAUUGCAUCACUGGAGUUUAUGUACAGGAAGAAAGGAGAGUUUCCUUUGAUCACAGCGUUAUUUUAAACAAAUAUCUCAGAAGUUAUUUACUACUUGACAUUGUAACAUCAAUAUCUUAUGACCAUUUGACUCACCAAUGGAGAACAGUACCGGGUCCAGGGUCGUCCCUUCCCACAGUUCUGCUUAAUCUCAUCCCCAUUCUCAAGAUAUUUAGAUACAUGACAUUUCAUUGUUAUGCUUCUCAAUUAUUUAGAUAUUUCCAAAUAAAGGAUUUUACACAUCGGAUGAUCAGCAUAUUAGCUUUGUCAUUCUACGUUGUCCACUGGUUCGCCUGUUUUUGUUAUCUUACGGCUGUGAUUGUUAUGCACGUCCAGCAGGUUUCUGUAAAGGAGUGCUCAUGUUGGCUAGCCAAGUUGGAAAAUGAGGGAAUCCCCGCUCGCUUUCAUCACGCUCUCUUUAUUGUCCUUGAAAAUUUUGUCGCCAGUGGUUUCGGGGGAAUAGAGCCAAACUUCGAAGGUCAAAUGAUUAUAUGCACAGUCCUGAUGAUCUUGGGAAGACUUUUCGAGGCUUACAUCAUCAUUAUGUUCCUGCAAAUACAGAGUGAUAAGAAAGCGGCCCAAUCAAAAUACCAAGAGACGAUGAACCAAAUAGCAGCUUACACUCGACAGAAGCAGCUGCCAUCGCACAUGAAGAGACGAUUAGAGGAUUAUUACUCUUUUAGAUUUCGAAAUGCUUACUUCAGGGAGCGAAAGAUAUUAUCCAGUUUAUCAAGUCGAUUAUUCGAGGAAAUAAUUUUGCAUUCCUGCCGACGACUUGUAGAGAACGUAAUUCUCUUCAAGGAUCUACCGACUGUAACCAUAUCCGCAAUCGUUUCAACUUUAAAAUUCGAGCUGUAUCUGCCGGACGAUGUGAUCGUGAAGGCGGGAACUCAGGGGGAUUGCAUGUAUUUUUUAAGCAGCGGAACUGUGGCUGUUUUCACUCCCACCGGUCAAGAAGUUUGUCACCUAGAGGAAGGGGCGCAUUUUGGUGAAGUUGCCCUAUUAGUUCAGGAUCAAAGGCGAGUUGGGACAGUUAUAGCAAUUGAAGUCUGUGAGGUCUACAAGUUGGAACGUCGUAAUUUCCGUAAAUGCAUCGCCGGCCACACAAAACUAUUCGAACGAAUCGAACGCAUCGCAACUGAGCGGAUGGAUCGAACAAUUAUGAUUGAAGAGCAGCACAAGCGAUUUCCUAUGUCACUAAAACGAUAAUAUCAGUCUUUAGACCCUCAAUCGAGUGUAAUACUUCAUCUUCUGGCAUUCGUAUGGCAAUAACUUGGGUGAAUUGUCCACUGUCUUGACGAAAUUGAUUGUUCAUGUUGACACACUGUUGCCAAGACGUUCU
Molecule: messenger RNA, 1978 nt
Organism: Diachasmimorpha longicaudata
Lineage: Eukaryota; Metazoa; Arthropoda; Insecta; Hymenoptera; Braconidae
Product: potassium/sodium hyperpolarization-activated cyclic nucleotide-gated channel 1-like
Exons: 9
Coding region: 295-1845 (516 amino acids)
Biological process (GO): sodium ion transmembrane transport; potassium ion transmembrane transport; regulation of membrane depolarization
Cellular component (GO): HCN channel complex
Molecular function (GO): voltage-gated potassium channel activity
Source: RefSeq, a predicted model, not a curated record